AUGACAGUGUCUACACGGCUCCGGACGGUCUUCCGCCGAAGGACUGCCAAUAGCGACGUCACUACUAUCACUCAGAGCACCGUUGGUGAGAAUAAACAUGCUGAAGCUGCGACAACCCCGGGCGCGGAGGAGGUCCAGCCAGAUGCCCCUGAGGGAGAAGUUCAACGUGGCGUUCACGACGUCGAGGCCGUAACUCUCACCUGGUCCAAGGCGUCGCUGAUUGCAGCCUUUAUCAACAUUUGGUUCCUCUACCUCGUGAACGCUUUCCAGUCCUCGAUCCUGUCCAACCUACUUCCAUUUGUUACGAGCGAUUUUGAAUCCCACUCGCUACUAAACGUCAUCUACGUGGUCGCCGACGCCAUGUCUGCGGCCACUUUCAUACCUCUGGCCAAGAUCAUGGAUGUUUGGGGGCGUGCGGAAGGAUUUCUGAUCAUGACGAUCACCAUUCGAGCAGAGCUGACAUAUGAAAAGGUCUUCUACAGUAUUGGUUUUGGAGGAAUGACCUACUGUGUCGAUGUGAUCACGGCUGAUUCAUCCAAGCUGAAGAAUCGAGGUCUAGCCUAUGCCUUCACGUCGUCCCCUUAUAUUAUCACCGCCUUCGCUGGACCCAAGGCCUCGGACGACUUUUACAGCGUCAACUGGAGAUGGGGAUUUGGUUGCUUUGCCAUCAUCUUCCCGAUCGUGGCAGCUCCGCUGUAUGGUCUGUUGAAGUUCAACCUGCGCAAGGCUGCCAGGAAAGGCUUGCUGUCCCAGGAACGCAGCGGGCGAACGUUCCUACAGCAUGUCUGGUACUAUAUCAAAGAGUUUGAUUUGUUCGGCGUGCUUGUGUUCUCAGCAGGACUCACGGUGUUUCUACUUCCAUUCUCAAUCGCCUCAGAUGCGCCAAACGGCUGGGGAUCCGGGUACAUCAUUGCGAUGAUCGUCGUCGGCUGCGUCAUGCUGGUGAUAUUCAUCCUCCACGAGGUGUUUGUGGCCCCGGUCCCCAUGUUGAACUUCAGCUUCAUCUCCGACCGCACGGUCAUUGGCACCUGUCUGCUAGACGCUACCUACCAGCUGUCCUACUAUUGCUGGGCCAACUACUUCACAUCCUUCCUCCAGGCGGUCAACGACUUGACCAUCGCGGAAGCAGGCUACGUGAGCCACACAUUCGAUGUGGUUUCAGGGGUCCUGCUGUUGAUAGUGGGCUUCCUGAUCAGCAAAACCGGUCGCUUCAAGUGGCUACUCUACAUUUCCGUGCCGUUGUAUAUCUUCGCACAGGGGCUGAUGAUUUACUUCCGUCGUCCCAAUCAGUCAGUCGGGUAUCUGGUGAUGUGCCAGAUCUUUAUCUCCAUCGGCGGGAGCAUCUUCAUCAUCGUUGAACAACUGGCCAUCCUUGCUGCAGUUGACCACCAGCAUGUCGCCGCUGUACUGGCGCUGCUGAACGUCGUUGGGACCGUCGGCGACGCAAUGGGCGCGACGAUCUCCGGGGCCAUCUGGACCAAUACUUUCAAGAAGGCGUUGGCGAGGGAUCUCCCUGCCUCUGAACUCUCCAACCUGGAUACCAUCUACGAAGACCUUGACACGCAGCUGAGUUACCCCGUGGGUAGUGCGGCGCGUCUGGCGAUCCAAAAGGCCUACGGCUACGCUCAGACGCGGAUGCUGGCCGCUGGAACGGGCAUCAUGGCUCUGUCGUUUAUUUGGAUUCUCCUGAUCCGCAAUAUCAACCUGGCCAAGGUUGCCCAGGUAAAGGUAAAAAUUGUGCACGGCUGCGUAUUCGUCGUCACACUCUGUAGUGAGAAUACGACGUUAGAUGUAGUUGGGACUCUAUACUGGGUAGCUGGUAGUUAG
This is a messenger RNA of Aspergillus terreus NIH2624, 1827 nucleotides long. Its product is annotated as siderophore iron transporter mirB. The transcript is spliced from 6 exons. Gene Ontology annotation, molecular function: transmembrane transporter activity. NCBI's taxonomy places the organism in Eukaryota, Fungi, Ascomycota, Eurotiomycetes, Eurotiales, Aspergillaceae. Gene Ontology annotation, biological process: transmembrane transport. The record is from RefSeq and is a predicted model, not a curated record. Bases 1 to 1827 code for a protein of 608 amino acids.